AUAUUCAAAUGUAUAUUCAAAUUAGCAUUGGUUUUGUUGUACUUUCUCAAACGGAAAUUUCCAGUGAUGCUAACUUCCGAUUUUCUUUGCAUCCCACCACUUCAUGUGGUCAAAUAAAAUAACAAUUACAAGGUUUUUAUCGACUAAAUAACUAAUGGUCAUAAAAACAACUGAUGUGACGAGCCCUAAUCAUGUAUUACUGCGCGUGGAAGUGUUACACAAUCAAACAUGGGGAUCCAUUUGUGACGAUUCUAUGGACUUACAGGAUGCUAAUGUAGUCUGUCGCCAGCUUGGAUACCAUGGAACCUUAUCAGCACCUAAAGCUGCAGCACUUGGACAAGGAGCUGGUCCAAUAUGGUUGGAUAACGUUCAAUGUGCAGGAAAUGAGACAUUGAUAUCGCAGUGCAGUCAUCGAGGAUGGGGAAUCCACUACUGUGGGAAUGCUUUGAGCCCUCUUAACUUGCCAUCUUCUGGUCGUGUGGAAGUGUCGUACAAUGGUACUUGGGGAACAAUUUGUGAUUAUUCUUGGGGUUUACUGGAUGCUAAUGCAGCAUGUCGUCGCCAGCUUGGGUAUGAUGGAGCUUUAUCAACGCUUGGAUUUGCAGCAUUUGGACAAGGAACUGGUCCGAUAUGGCUGGAUAACGUUCGAUGUUUUGGAAAUGAGAAAUUGAUAUCGCAGUGCAGUCACUGGGGAUGGGGUUUUCAUUACUGUGACUAUACCGCGGAUGCUGGUGUCGUGUGUAAACUACCAGUUCGUGUAGUAAGUCCUACCAACUCACCAUCUUCUGGUUGUGUGGAAAUCCUACAAAAUGGUACAUGGGGAACCAUUUGUGAUCACUCUUGGAACUUACAGGACGCUGAUGUAGUUGGUCGUCAACUUGGAUACGAUACAGCUUUAUCAGCAAAUGGACCUACAGCAUUUGGACAAGGAUCUGGCCAGAUAUGGCUAGNACCUCUCAAUGAAUUUGGGCCACUCGAUAGGUUUUCCUGUGAUUUGAAGAGCUCAAGCGGUGGACUCUUUCCUCGGAAGGGGACUGCCUCAGUUAUUAAUGUGCGAUUAUUUGGUGAUUACAUUCGAUCAUCGUAUGGCCUUGUUGAGGUGCAAUUUAAUGGGACCUGGGGUACGUGGUGUAGUGCUCCGUGGAACCUUAAUAAUGCUCAUGUCACGUGCCGUCACCUGGGGUUUGAUGGAGCUGCUGCCCUGGUACCCGAGUCUUACCCGUCAUAUGAUGGAGGGAGAGUCAAGUGGAGAAAUGAUCUGCACUGUUUUGGGAACGAAACUUCCCUGACUGAUUGUCCACAAACUGGAUUUAUCUCAGUCAGAUAUUGCAGCUUUCGUUACAAGGCCUCCAACGUCAUGUGUAAUUUACAAGUCCGCCUAGCAGGAGGGGUAUCUAACAAGCAAGGUUUUGUGCAAGUUUAUUACAACAACAAUUGGAACUGGGUUUGUGGUGAGCAAUGGAAAAAACAAGACGCUAAUGUGACCUGUAAUUGGCUGGGAUAUUCAGGCCCUUCUGAAGCUUACACAGACACAGCACGUGACGGUGCCAAUGGCACCACCUGGAUAAGCAAUGUAAAUUGCACUGGAGAUGAACUUUCUCUUUUUUCCUGCGUUCAUGGAGGAUGGUUUAAUAGGAGCUGUGUAAGCAAUCAAAUAGCGGGGGUGCGAUGCACCGGACCUGAGGAUGAUGUUAAAGUAACCAAUGUUCAUUGUCUUGGAAACGAGACUUCAAUAUUAAAAUGCACACACAACUUGUUUGGUGUGGGCCGCAAUUGCUGGAUAGGAGAAGUUGGUGUAGCGUGUUCUCCAUCAGUUCGUUUAGUUCGAGGACCGUCAGCCAGAGAAGGCCUUGUUCAAGUUUAUCGUAACAACACAUGGGGCUGGAUCUGCGCUAAGAACUGGAAACCUGAGAAAGAAGCUAAUGUGAUUUGUAAAGAGUUGGGUUACAUAGGCGCAUCCUCGGUAUACACAGUUUCUCCAAAUGUGCAAGGGAAUGGCUCGUUGUGGAUAAACAAUUUUCAGUGUGCUGGGAAUGAGAGCUCGCUUUCCAUGUGUGUCCACAACGGAUAUUCAAAUAACAGCUGUUCCACCGACGGAAACGUUGGCGUUGUUUGUGCUGGUCCAGAAGUAAGGAUCCGUGCAAGAGACUCGCAUACCUUACAUCCCCGUGUGGAAAUUCUGUUUGGAGGUUUCUGGGGGCCGAUUUGUGGUGAUCAUUGGGACAAGCAGGGUGCAGAUGUAGUUUGCAGUCAGCUAGGUCAUGAUAAUGCGUUAGCAGCUAUUGCUUCUUAUGGUUUUUCGGGAAUCGCAAAGGUGUGUCUGAGAUAUUUGCAAUGUACCGGAAAGGAGACUUCAAUUUUGAGCUGCUCGCACCAAGGAUGGACAUUGGUCUUCGAUUUCACAGAUGGUGAAGGAGAGCUUCCUAUACUGCCACUUGGAAAUGUCAUCUGUACCCCUACAGUGCGAAUAGUUGGAACAGCAGCAACGCCAAGUGAAGGUUUAGUACAAGUUUAUUACAAUGACAUGUGGAGGUGGGUCUGUGAUGAGAAAUGGGAUGCAACAGAUGCUGAUGUCGCUUGUCAGCAGUUAGGUUACCAAAGCUCAUCCACAACCCUCAGCUUUCCAACUUCUAACCGAGCUCAGGAGCAUUGGACAGCGUGGUUGAAUAUUGUGCAAUGUUUUGGUAAUGAAAGCUCUAUUUUAUCAUGUGAGCAUGAUGGUUUCCUACAGAAACGCACUUGUGCAACCAAACGAAUGGCUGGUAUGAUAUGUAGCGGGAGUCAAGUUAGGUUGGUUGAUACGUGUCAAGGAUCUUUACAUUCACGAGGUUUCGUGGAAGUUUUUUUCGGAGGAGUUUGGGGAGCAGUGUGUCCUGAUUCUUGGGAUCUCAGCAACGCUAAGGUAGUAUGUCAACAACUAGGCUUCGAGGGAGCACAGAACACAUCUGAUCCUUCCGCAUGUGAAGGGGAUACGCCUGUCACCUGGAUGAGUAAUGUACAGUGCAAAGGCAAUGAGACUUCACUGUCACAAUGUAAACACCAGGGAUGGAAUGCCACUGGAUUUUGCCCGUACUAUUUUUCUGCAAGUGUUAUUUGCAUCCCUCCAGGCGCUUUAGAACCGCCAGAAUUUGUCUCAAGCGACUUUGGAAAUAUUGACAUGGCAUGGAAUUCCUGAAGGUCCUCAAAAUUCAAUGUGCAGGUAUGGAGCAACGACACCAUGACAUGGGCCCCUGCACGCUGUAAGGAAAGUUUAAUCGCUGAUUGCUGCGUGAGAGAGAGUCUGAAAGCCACUGUGGUGAACUUGAAACCAUCCACUACAUACUACUUCAGAAUUUUUGUGAGUAGAAUGUCCAUCAGUACCCCAUCAGGACCAAUGAGAACAAAGAAUCUUGAUCCGCCUCAAAAGCCUACCUUCAAAAGAGCAACCGCAAAUAGCAUCACUAUUGAAUGGAAGUCAACCUCUUUACUCUUUAAUGUGACGUACGCGAUUCAGAUUAAACAUGAUGAUUACUCGUGGGUUUGGGCCAAAUGUGACACAGAGAGCCUGGUAUCAAACCUCUGUACAGUGCGUGGUACUACGGCACGAGUGACUGAUCUGCAACAUAACACUAAGUAUUACUUCAGGGUGUGCAUCAUCUCUAAAGGCGUCAAGAGUGACUUCAGCCGACCAUCAGAGGCAUUGAGAACAGCAGGUGAUGUUGGGUAUACUGAUUCUGCCAGUUGUUGUAUCUUAAGCUUCUUGCUUUUACAUUAAGUUUUUUAUAGAUCUUAUAUUUUUCUAUGGAUUUCUUUCGCCAGCGUUAGAUUAUUUCAUUACAUGACCUAGAUAAACUUAGACUUUCUUGCAACAAUAUCCAAAAGUGGACUGAUUUGGGUGCCAAAUAUUGUUAGUACCAAAAUUUCUUCCAGAUGAUUGGUUCAUAUUGAGGAGACCCGAUCCUUAACGUUCUUUAGCACUACCUAGUCUAGAUCUGUUGCAACCCUAUGAAAAAGUUUGUACAAGUUCUGUGUCUAGUUAGCAAGGUGUGACGUUCUGAGAAGAACAUUUUGAUAAAUUCGAAGGUGCUGUUUAAUGAAACUCCUGCGCUACAUUUAAAACGUGUCACUUCUGUCGUACAGUCAAAUAUCAAACUGAACCGUUUCCGAGAACGAAUAUUUAAACGAUUUUUAAUCAAGGAACAGGUAUAAGUGAGAGGCACAAGGAUGUUUUUUUUAAUAAUUUGGAUAUAUCAACAAAGUUGAAAUGGUAAAUUGGCCACCGUAAGGAUGUUUUUUUUAGCUAUUUUGGCCAGUUAUGACGGAACUGAAAUACAGAAACCAAAGUUUUCGAGGUUCGGUCGAACGUAUGUAACCACCAUUUUUGUUGAACAUGGGAGGUAACAGAUUCUUCGGUUGCCAAGGUGUACAUCUCUCCGAGUUAUCCUCUCCAUAUCGUCAGUAAUUACAUAAUAUAUCGCAGAAUAAUAGAGCAUUCACAGUGAACAUUACAAGACGUGAAUGCCCUUUUCAGUUUAUCUUUCUAAUUGUAUGAUGCACAGCUAAGUGACUACGAUUAGAAAUAUAAGGCCUGACUUAUGAAUAGUGGAAGUAUGACUUUUCGUUGUCCACUAAUUCAGAUCUAAUACUCUAUAUAAACAGCUGUUUUAUUUCACACUGAUAUGUUGUGAAAAAGAACAGAUUGGAGAGAAAGGUACAUCCAUGAUAUACUCAAAGCACUUAUUUCUUUUUUUUUUUUUUUAAGAAUCACACCUUUUGAUAAGAAAGAAAGCAGCUUCGAGUCCGGUCAUGUUUGGGCUAAAUUUGGUAACAAUAAAAUCGUUAAAGAUUGAGGAAAUUCUUCCAUCCCGUUCACCAGUGCGCCCUAUGCCAAACCUCGCCUUUUUUCUGAGGUCUCGUGCCUUAUAGCAAAUUUAUUGCUUGGUAAAAAGGAAACAAAUCUUUAUUAGAAAGGACAAUGAUAGCAAAUGGCUAAGUACAAAGGGGAACGUACGAUCGCCUUGGCCACCAGGGAACAGAAAGUCGGACCUGUAGACUUGUUCCGUCUAGAUUUAAGUUUUUGAGGGCGCCCUAUAGCUCCAGCUGUGUUCCAAUUUUAAUCGUAACUCUCUAUGGAGCUUCCUCAAUCCUGUAGAUAGCGAGGUGGACACUUUUUUCCGCAUGUUUCAAGGUUAUUUCUGCUAGGUGCUUCUGUUUUGUUUUGCAGACUGAUAUACACUGGUGGCCGCUGAAGAAAGUUUCAAGCUUUAUCGUUGCAUCCAUUCAGCUGAUAUGCCAUUUGAAGUGCAGUUCGCACGUCUCUUACAUAACCACUGGAAUGGAACAGUUAGCUUGUAAAGUGAAAGCAAAAGGGACUCAACAGAAAUUUGCUGCUUCGUCUCUGGACUGGCUCCACUUGAUAAUCUGAGUACAACGUAACUUGACG
Stylophora pistillata is the source of this 5422-nucleotide messenger RNA. RefSeq names its product scavenger receptor cysteine-rich domain-containing protein DMBT1. Gene Ontology annotation, cellular component: membrane. Lineage: Eukaryota; Metazoa; Cnidaria; Anthozoa; Scleractinia; Pocilloporidae. The record is from RefSeq and is a predicted model, not a curated record.